UCUAUGUAUAAGUUCAGUAACAGUUUCCUAUAUUUUGGUUUUACUAAUGUGUAAUACAGAGACCUAUAUAUUUUUUUUUACUGAUGUUGUGUAAUACAGUGGUUUGAUGAGAAACAAUGAUUUUAUUUGAUACAGUAAUUUGAUAUAAGGCACUGAUUUGAUGUAAUACAGUGAUUUGAUUUAAUACAGUGAUUUGAUGAACUUUUAUUGCAGAUACCACAGUGAGGUGAUGUCUUCAAAAAGCAGAAAAAUGCCACCAGGGCCAAGAACACCAGGUUUGAAAAGACAUGACUCCUCCUUUGAUUUUAUUAUAAGGGAAAGUCUCAAAGCGCUACCCCGCGUUCACAACAGAGCCAGUCGUCAAAGAAACCAACACAGGAGAGGUCCAAGACGACAGCCAGGGCAAAUGCAGCUAGUCAGUCAAUGCUGAAGGAGGGGUUUGAUCAAGAGGCAGAGGAACAGUUUAGAAGGAUGAUAAAAGGAGAACUAGACAACAUCCCAAACAUUCCCAGAUCUAUCGUCCGAAUCUUCAUCAGCUCAACAUUCUCGGACAUGCGGGCAGAGCGAAAUGCAAUUGUUCGGGAGGCAACACCAAAACUGCGAGACUUCUGUGCGGAACAUGACCUUGAUUUCCAGAUGGUGGACAUGAGGUGGGGUGUGACAGACGACAGUCAGAAUGACCACAGUGUGGAGAAGAUUUGCUUACUGGAGGUGGAAAACUGUCAGAAAAUCUCCCUGGGACCUAACUUUGUGCUUAUAAAAGGCUCCCGAUACGGCUUCCGUCCCAUCCCUACUGAGAUAUCGUCGGAGGACUUUACACUACUUACCAGCUACACUACCAAUCCUGAACAUACAAAGCUGCUACAUACCUGGUACAAGAAGGAUGACAAUAGCCAACCCCCACAGUAUAUCCUACAGCCAAUCAGAUCUCAGUUUACAUUUUUUGGAGACUACUCACCUGGGUGCGAUGAGCCACGUGCGAAAGACACAGAAAACUGGCGCCAGACAUUUGAACAGUUACAAUUAAUCCUCAGACAAGCUGCCAAGACUGCUGCUGAUGCAGGCAAAAUAUCCUCUAGUGCCCUCCAGGAGUACUAUCAGUCAGUGACAGAGACAGAGAUAAAGAAAGGCUUACUAGAUGCCAAAGAUCCAGUUGCCCACACUAUGGUUUACUCCCGAACCUUUACUGGACUCAACAAUGAGUCUUUGUCUGACAAGGAUAUCAAAAGAUACAUUGAGAUCAAAGACAACAAUGGCGAGCUUGAAGUUGACACGGAAAUAGAAAGUUUGCGGAAUCAACUUUUAAGCAAAAUUAAGAAGAAAUUGAAAGGAUCAAACUGUCAUGAUUAUGAAAUCCCAUGGAUGUCUGGAGGUGUCGAUCCAAACGCAAAUGUUCCCCAUGGAAAGUACAUUGAAUCUUUCUGUAAUGACUUUCAAUCUGACAUGAAAGGUUUGAUCAAGGAUGGGAUGGCGGACUACCUACCAAAAAUACGAUUUUCAGGAUGGUACACAGAUUACGCUGAACUGAUUCACCAUCUCCAGUUCUGUAACACCAAGUGUGAAACGUUCUGUGGACAGGCUGAUGUUCUUGAUAGUGUAAAGUCCUACAUCCUCACUGACACAUCACGCAAGCCCCUUGUUCUACAUGCUCCAUCAGGGGCAGGAAAGACAUCCAUCAUGGCUAUGAUCAUGAAAAAUCUGUCAUCCUGGUUUAAGAAAAAGAAUCAUGUUGCAGUCAUCCGCUUCCUUGGUACAAGCCCUCUAAGCACCAACAUUUAUGAUGUUUUGUUUGGUGUAUGUGGACAACUCGCGGACAUUGCUGAGAUCAUCAUGGAACCAGUGUCCUAUAAGAACAUGAAAAAUUUGCUCGAGUAUGUGCCAAGGCUUUUCCGGCGGGUGGCCAGUGCCAUUAAAUCCCCAGUCGUCAUCCUCCUCGAUUCUUUAGACCAGCUGACAGCCAACCAUGAUGCCCACUCAUUGGCAUGGUUACCUACGAUACUGCCAUCCAAUAUCAAACUGAUUGUGUCCACAUUGCCAGAAGAACAUGGUAUCCUUGAUAACCUGAAAGACAUGCUCCCAAUUGACGAUAAUUAUAUCGCAGUUUCUACACUCUCUGUGACAACAGGCAAGGAGAUCGUCAACAAAUACCUAAGUCAGAGGAAGCGAACUGUGACAGACAACCAGCUGAAGGUCCUUAUGUCCUAUUUUACUCAAGCGCCAGGGCCGCUUUAUCUCAAAUUGUUGUUGGAUGAAGCAGUCAGAUGGAGAUCCUACACACCUGAACAUGAAAAUGUACUGGCUGAUGCAGUUAGGAGUGCUAUCAAACAGUUAUUUCAGACCUUGGAGACAAAAUUUGGCGAGGUGAUAACAAACCAUGCACUUGGUUACAUCACUAUUGCCAUGAACGGUGCUUCGGAAACAGAGAUUGAAGACGUCCUCUCCUGUGAUGACGAAGCUCUCAACGACGUAUACCGUUACCAUGACCCACCCGUAGAAGGUAUUGUUCGCAUACCGCCAGUCCUUUGGGCUCGUCUCCGCUACGAUCUCAAUGAAUAUCUUGUUGAGAGGCGGACUCACAAUAAGUACACAUUGAACUGGUACCACAGACAGUUUAUAGAAGCUGCACGUACGCUUUACACACAGGGAAAGGCUGGUCAGAAACUCCAUAGGAAUUUCUCCGAAAUCUUCAUGUCCGAUUCAGUAAACGCAGCAUUCAGCUUCAGUGGAGGAAAACAACCAUAGAAAAUGCUGA
Molecule: messenger RNA, 2752 nt
Organism: Pecten maximus
Lineage: Eukaryota; Metazoa; Mollusca; Bivalvia; Pectinida; Pectinidae
Product: NACHT domain- and WD repeat-containing protein 1-like
Exons: 10
Coding region: 424-2742 (772 amino acids)
Molecular function (GO): ATP hydrolysis activity
Source: RefSeq, a predicted model, not a curated record